AUGUCGGAUAACAACAACGUAGACUCUUCUAAAGUUGAAAUUGGAAUGGAUGGCAAGGACUCACCUGAAGUUUCCAGUUUCGAUUUCAAAAUUGAUUUGGUCAAUGAUGAUAUUGGAAGAAAUAUACCCUAUCAGAUUUUACACCCAAUACCAAAUCCCAUAGAUUUUAUUGAAUCGAAUCACAAUAUAGAGUUUGGGGCCACCAAAGUUACACUCCCUUUACCUUUACCCCAGUUAAAUGACGAAAAUAUAAGAGUUUCCCCCAUGAAACCAAUACUACUGGCUUCUAAGGACGACCAAAUCACCAAUGGUGAUAACAAAUUGAAGACCUUAAAGAAAUCCAAUCACAGAAAUUUGACUGUCAAUGAUAAGAUAAAUAAAGGUGUUUUACCAAAUACUGGAGAUUUCAAGAUUAAAUCUGAAAUACCUUGUGAUAUACAGAUAAACUAUUCUAUCAGAAAUUUAAUCAAUGCACAAUAUGAUGGGGAAGGGGAAGUGUUUAAACUUUCACAAUUAUUUCAUGAAGAUACUGCCAGUAGAACACUGAAUUCUAUAAGAGAAAUUGAAGGGAAGUUUUGGCAGAAUUUGAAAACUCCUGUUUCCAAACCCAUUACUUGUUUCUCAACAAGUCUUAUUCAACCUCCCACAUUAGAUGAUAAGAUUAGAAAAUUUUUGCAUCCUUGGAAUUUGAGGAAUAUACCAUUAUUACCAGGAAGUCUCUCCAGUAAUGGUUCAAUGAAGUUCAACAUUGGUAGGACGAAUGAUAUACAAAACUGGUCAAUAGUUGAGAAUUUUGGUCAGAGCAUAAAAUACCAGAUAUCAGGUUGGAAGAAAUGGUAUAUAAUACCUGAGUCUGAGUACGAUAAAUUCUGGAACCUCGUAAAUCUGGAGACCGUAGUGAAGUCUGAGGCUGAUCUGACCAUAAGGCUUCGACAUUCGAAUUCGCUAUUCCAAUCGCUUAUACAAGACACAAUAGAUCAAGACUUCAUCAUAACGCCUGCCUUACUUGAUACUCAUGGGAUAAAAUAUCACACAUCGAUCCAAAGUCCGGGAGAUUAUCUCAUUACUUAUCCCAAAACCACCAUGUUGGGCAUAUCAUUAACUUUCAAUGUUGAACAAGAGGUGGAUGUUUUUACAUCUUUAUGGAGCAAAUAUGCCUUGGAUUUCGUAAAUAAUGAAAGAACUCAUAAUGAAGUAUUCAGAAUCGUUCUACUGUCGAUUCAAAACGGUUGCGAUAAUUUAUCGGAAUUAUAUAACGAACUUUUGAUCAGGGAACUAGAUACAAGAUCCAAAGUUCGAGAGUUGGGUAUUAAAGAACUUGUCAAUGAUAACCUAUCCAAGAUUUCAGAUGACAAUCUUCAGUAUUUAUAUCCUAGUCAAAUCCUCAUCACUGACACAACCACUUCUCAGAAAUUUCAAUUAUCCAUAGAAUCAUUCUUGAAAUUGGAUAUUAAUAGUUCAAAUUACGAUAGAAUGAAAUUUGAAUUGUUGGUUACUUACAAUGAUGAAAAAUUGAAAUCUUUCCUCAAAUUAUCCAAUAAUUUGAACGAUUACAAUAAGUGGAUUGAUAAUUACGAAAAAAUGAUGGAAUCUUCAGAUCAUUCUUUGAAAACUUAUAAAGCAUUGUAUAGUGAUGGAGAAAAAAUAUUCAAUUCAUUGACUUCAGUCAAAAUAUUUGACCACUUUCAAGAUGCUUUAGGUAUACAAAGAUCUAAGGAUGAUGAUAAAUGGUUAAGAUUUUUGAAUUACUUAGAUAACUUACAAAAGUUCAUAAUGUCAAGUACCAAAUUUAUUGAUGAUUGCCAAUCUAUACUAUCAUUGAAACAUCAUCAACGUAUCAGGGGGUCUGGAACUAAUGCUGUGAACAUAAUGAAUGGAUUCCCUGAUGAAACGACUAACAAAGCUGAUGAUGACGCUUUGUCUGAUCCUGAUGUGGUAUUACCCAAAUUAUCUCAUUUGGUUUCAAUUGUACCAAAGUUGAAUUUCAACUGUUCCGAAAUAGAUUUGAUAAUCGAAUUCUUGAAUGAAAUCGAAAACUUCGAAAGGUCAGUUAGAUUGUUGUUACUGAAAGAAAACCCUUCCAUAAACGAAUUUAACGAACUCAUAAAUUUGGGGAAGUCUUUUGGUAUAAACUUGAUAUCGUUAAAAUUCAUAAUAAGGGUUCGGAAUAAGUUAAUUUGGUGUAAGAACUACGACAUCAUAAUAAAUGGAAAUGAGCCAACUAAUCAGGAAAACAAAAAAGAGAUUUUUGAUUUACCCAAUUUGAAACAUUUCUAUAAUCAGGGUAUCGAGAUUUUAUCUUUCAAUGAUUCCGACAAGUUGAAAGUUAUUAAAAAGAUCAUUGAUAAUUCUGAAAAUUUCAAUAAGAAGAUAAAUGAAUUCUUAGAGAUAAAAAUUGUCAAUGAGGCUAUCAUCAAAGACUUAGAUCUGUUGAUAGAUGAAAUCGAAGAUAGGUACAAAUUGGAUAACGACGAGAGAAUAUUCGCUCAACUUUCCAGAUACGACUUACUCUUGGACUUACGUCAAAUGUGUGAAGUGUUCGAAAAAUUCUUUGAUUUCAAAAAUGGUGGAAAAUUGUCAUUUGAAGAAUUAACGAAAUUGAAGAAAUCUUUGUUGGACACGAAAUUGUCUAACAAAGAAGAUAUCCAGUAUAUUGAUAAUUUGAUAGAUGUUACUAAGUCGUCAAUUGACUCCAUCAGAGGAUUCUUCCAAAUUGAGUUGGAUGAUAAAAAGAAAGAAAAUAGCGUAAUUCAGUUAAUUGACAUGAUUUUAUUAUCUAUGUCUAGUAUGGAUAAUGAUGAUUCGUACGAAAAGUCGUCCAGCAAGGCAUUCAUUGAUGGAAAUGAAAGUACUGAUCCCCGUCAAAUUUAUUGCGUUUGCAGAAAUUUUGAGUUAGGUACUAUGAUUGAAUGUGAAAGCUGUAAGGAAUGGUAUCACGACUCAUGUGUCAACAAACCAAAGGAAGCUGUUGAACCUGAUACCGAAACCAAAAAACCCAGAAAGAGGAGAAAGAAGGUCGACAAGGACGAUGCCAACAAGGAAGAAGUAAUAAAAAUGGAAGUUGAUACUGAUCCAGUAACUGAAUCAUUGAAUGAACCAGCUAUCGUCAAUAAUUCUGCUCCUAAAGCACCCGAAUCAGGUUCUGGUGUGAAUACUAUUGUCAAUAAGUCAGAACAGAAAUCAAAGCCUCAACCUAAAUCAAGAUCUAAAGACAAGAAAAAGAGAGAACUUACUGAAGAAGAAGACAUAUUUGUUUGUCCCGUUUGUAGAUUGAUAGAAUCUCCUGACUUUGUUGACGAAAAAUUAUCAAAAAAUCCAACUUUAUUGGACUUGGUAGCGUUGAUACAAUCAUUGAGGACAUUGAAUGUCCAACCAGCUCAAGAGUUGGCAAAGUUGGUGGAGUUGCAGGACAAAUUGUUGUUGUUGUCUCAAGGUUACGUUAGAAAAAUCUCCAACAUCAAAUCCGGUGAUUACAAUUUGAAUCAAAAGUUAGACAGGUUGAGAUUUAUCUUAAGAAAGUUAUAUGGAUAUAGCAUUAACAUCGAAGACUUAUUUUGGGAAUGUUUAACAUCCAUCAGAAGAAUGGAGUUCGAAAAGCAUUGGAGAGAAAAAGAAUUGAAAUCAAAAACAAGACCAAUUCAAGAUCAAGAUCAAAAUUUCCCACCUGAACCGACGGUAAUGAACUCAAUAGAAGUAGAUGAAAAUGGUACCAAAAAUACUGAAAUUAAUGAUUUGAUCGAUACCGAAUUACUUAAUUUGACAAAGGAGGAAGAUUCUUUCGAAACAGACUCUUUGUUAACACAUCCAGUCGAUGACAAAGCUAAUGUGAAUGGGAAUGUCGAUGGUGUAAAACCUCGUAUGCAUGACACUUCCAUGCAAGAUCAGAAUGUUCAAAAGACAAAUUAUGACGACUCGAUUGACUCCACCGAUUUGAACGGUCUUGAAAGUCAAUACACUCACUUACCGGACUAUACUUACGAGGCGCCUUCUUUGACACCAUCAGCACUCAGUCCCAGUGUUACUGAAAAUGGAAUUAGUGGCAUUGAUUCCAAAAUUGAUGCUGCACUUGAGGACUCUGCUUUAGAGGAGACCGCCACCGAUGAUCGUAUGCAAACUGAUGAAUCUAAUAACGUUCAACAAAUUCCUGUGGCCAAUGGAGUCCACGAUUCUGCUCCUGAAGCUAUUCAGGAGGAGUUUGCUUCCCCUAAAAAAGACUUGACUAAGAUUCCAGCUGAGUCAGACCGUUCUCAUGAUACUAAUCCCCUCACCUCGGAUGGAGCAUCAUUUGAAACCUCGUCAUUACAAGAUUUGGACAGCCAACCUGCGACCGUAGCCGUAGCUGGAGGCUCUGAGAACCCCACUUUGCCAGUCAAUGAAAACCUGCCACUGACAGAAACAAAAGAAUCAUUCACCGGCGAUGUAAAGCAUCUGGAUUUGCAAUAUUCUUCUACGUCGCAAGAUGAAACCACCGUUGCCAAAGCAGAGGUACCAAGUAUUGAACCAUUAGUGCCAAGUGUAACCAUUAUUGAACCGGCAGUACCAAGGGAUGAGACAGGGGUACCAGUUUCAGGGUCUAAAGUACCAGUUUCAGGGUCUGAAGAACCUGCAGUUGAACCAGAAAUACCAGAUCCUUUACUGAAUAAUGAAAAAGUGCCACAUAUCGAAUCAAAAACAAAUGGCGAAUUUACCAACUCACAUGAAAAGUUAGAAGCCCAAUCCACGUUAAAUAAUGAAAUCAAAGAUGAAGAAUCUUCAACAGCCAAUAAGGAACCUAAAAAAGACAUGCCUUUGAACCAAAGUAGUUUAUAA
Messenger RNA from Yamadazyma jaroonii, 4809 nucleotides. Lineage: Eukaryota; Fungi; Ascomycota; Pichiomycetes; Serinales; Debaryomycetaceae. The record is from the annotation of a GenBank genome assembly.